Messenger RNA from Mirounga angustirostris (Northern elephant seal), 5529 nucleotides. RefSeq names its product zinc finger protein 594. Gene Ontology annotation, biological process: negative regulation of transcription by RNA polymerase II. The record is from RefSeq and is a predicted model, not a curated record. Gene Ontology annotation, molecular function: DNA-binding transcription repressor activity, RNA polymerase II-specific. Lineage: Eukaryota; Metazoa; Chordata; Mammalia; Carnivora; Phocidae.
AUGACCAAAUACAUGUGCGGCCGAGUCAGUGAUAAAGGCAGCAUUUACAACCAGCGAGGAAAAGGGGGACGACCCAUCAGUGGGGCGCAGAGAGCCGCCGGCGGGUCCAGGACCCCGGACAACCGGCAGGUGCACCAGCCCGCGCCGCGCGGAGCCUCGCCGGAGUCGCCUCGCGCGAGACCCAGCGGCCGCCGCGGGCCCGGCCGAGUCUGCGCAGAGGAGACCCCCGGGGGGGGGGAGGUGUCCGCCGCGGGAACUGCCCGAGCCUGCGCAGAGGAGACCCCCGAGCGGGCGGGAGGUGUCCGCCGCGGGAACUGCCCGAGCCUGCGCAGAGGAGACCCCCGAGCGGGCGGGAGGUGUCCGGCCGCGGGAACUGCCCGAGCCUGCGCAGAGGAGACCCCGAGAGGGUGCCGCAGGGACCGAGCCUGCGCAGAGGAGACCCCCGAGCGGGCGGGGACGGGCGCCGCGGGCCCGGCCGAGUCUGCGCAGAGGAGACCCCCGGGGGGGGGGGAGGUGUCCGCCGCGGGAACUGCCCGAGUCUGCGCAGAGGAGACCCCCGAGCGGGCGGGGACGGGCGCCGCGGGCCCGGCCGAGUCUGCGCAGAGGAGACCCCCGGGGGGGGGGGAGGUGUCCGCCGCGGGAACUGCCCGAGUCUGCGCAGAGGAGACCCCCGAGCGGGCGGGGACGGGCGCCGCGGGCCCGGCCGAGUCUGCGCAGAGGAGACCCCGAGGGGGCGGGCGGUGUCCGCCGCGGCAGCUGGCGGCGGGGGUGGGGGGACCGCCGGCUCGGGGAGCGCUCCUGACGCGGGCCGAGCCGGGGCUGCGCGAUGGCCGCCGUGAGGGGGCCGUGGCGGAGCGGGAGGCUGGGGUGGCCUGGAGCUCCCUCCUGGGGGGCAGCGCGCUGCCUCUCCCCCAGGCCCAGGCUGCCCCCGCUCCCUGCCCUGCGCUGUGCCCGGAGCCUUUGCGCAAGACCUCGUUUCUGGGCUCCAGGGAUCCAGAGAUCAGGAAUAACAUAAAGGACCAGAAGUCAAAGGUGGACGUUCCUGGAGACAUAGAUCCAGCAAGGGUUGUAUCCAAAGGAUGCCAGAGACUGAUCCGUCAGGAGCAUGGGUUGGUUGAAGCUGCUGACAAUGUGGUCGGGUCAUUGAGGCGUUGGGUGAGCCCCUCACAGGAUGCAGGGGGGCUCCCCGCUUCCCAAGGGAGAGCUAUCAAGGAAGCGAAUCUCAUUCCCGCAAAAGCCAUCGCAGGAGAGAGCGGCCACAGGUGUAAUGGGAGAGAAAGAACACUUGCUGCAGGAGAAAGAUCCCACAGCAGAGAAGCCUGUGGUGAGAGAUUCCAGCAGACAUCAGAGGUCACCCAGCGCCAGAAAACUGGUAGCGUGAAGAAAACCCAUCAAUGUCAGGAAUGUGGGAAAACGUUCAACCGGAGCUCCAACCUGAUCAUCCACGAGAGAAUUCACACGGGAAGGAAACCCUUUAUGUGUGACGAAUGUGGGAAGGACUUCAACCAGAGUUCAAAUCUCAUUAUUCAUCAGAGAAUUCACACAGGGAAGAAACCUUAGCUGUGUCGCGAGUGUGGGAAGAACUUCAACUGGAGCUCCAACCUGGCCAGGCACCAGCGGAUCCACAGUGGCGAGAACCCCUAUGAGUGCCAGGAGUGUGGCAAGGCCUUCCGCGGGAGCUCCAGCCUGGUCCUGCACCAGAGGACCCAUGGCGGUGGCAGGAAGCCUUUCGCAUGCCACCAAUGUGGCAAGACCUUCAGCCAGAGCUCGGACCUGGUCAUCCACCACAGAGUUCACACCGGAGAGAAGCCGUAUGAGCGCUAUGAGUGCAGCCAGAGCUUCAGCCAGAGUUCACACCUGGCCACACACCAGAGGACCCACACCGGGGAGAAGCCCUUCGCGUGCCCUGAGUGUGCGAAGGCCUUCAGUCAGCGUGCGCCUCAGAGGCUGCACAGCGGGGAGAGCCCCUAUGCAUGUGGCGGGUGUGGGAAGGCCUUCAGCGGGCACACAGCUCUGCUCAAGCACCAGAGGCUGCACACGGGCCAGGAUGUGGGCCGGCUGGGACAGCAGAGAACUGAGAGGGAGGAGAAGCCCUAUGAGUGUACGGAGUGUGGAAAAACCUUCCGGGGAAGCUCAGACCUGAUCCGGCACUGGAUAAUCCACACCAGCGAGAAGGCCUAUGAGUGCAGGGCCUGCGGGAAGGCCUUCAGCCAGAGGUCACACCUGCUCACGCACCAGAAAAUCCACACCGGGGAGAAGCCGUAUCCACGCGGCGAGUGCGGGAAAGCCUUCCGGCAGCGCUCAUUCCUCGUCCAGCACCGAAGAAUCCACACCGGGGAGAAGCCCUAUGAGUGUGGGGCCUGCGGGAAGCCCUUCAUUUGGCACACAGCCUUCCUCAAACACCAGAGGCUUCACGCUGCAGAGAAACCCCAGGGACGUGGGAGGACACUGAGCUAGGACCAGGCACCUGGGGACGAGCGGAAAACUCAUGGGGAAGAGAGAGCGCACUGGCGCGGCCAGCGUGCCAGAACCUUCCAGGGCAGCUCGGACCUCAUGGGACUUCCGGUGACUCACGCAGGAGGGAAGCCCCAUGCAUGUGCAGAGUGUGGGAAAUCCUUCCAGCAGAGCUCAGACCUCACAAGGCACCAGAAAAUCCACAGCGGGGAGAAGCCUUACCCCUGCGCUAAAUGUGGGAAGUCCUUCAGGGACAGCUCCGACCUCAUUAAACACCACCGUGUGCACACAGGAGAGAAACCCUACAAUUGCCCCGAAUGUGGGAAGGCCUUCAGCCAGAACUCCCACCUUCUCAGUCACCAGAGGAUCCACACUGGAGAGAGACCCUUUGAAUGCGGCGCCUGUGGGAAGGCCUUCGGGGGCUGCACGGCCUUCCUUAAACACCAGCGGCUGCACCCCGGGGAGGGGCCAGGGCGCGGCGACAGAGCCCACAGACAGGACUCGGAGGUGAUGGAACCCUAAGGGACCCAGGGCGCGCCUGAGGGAGGCCAUUCUUAUUGCACUGUCAAGGUGUUUAUCACUGGAAAGCAUCUGGAGGCAGGAAGACGUACAGGCCAUCCUUCUGACUCCAAGUUGACACUGGAUGUGGUCCCCGGGAUGUAAUCACUGGACAAUGUUUUAGGGGAUGUCUACUGUCAUUAAAGUCAUUAGAAGUCACCAUGGCAACAGCCCCAGAACUAAAUUCUUCAUGAAAGGAGCCAUUUCAGCCCUGACCCCCUGGCCCAGGGACAGGUCUAAAUCUGCUUUACGUACUUUAGGGGUGGUUCCCGUUAGGGAUGUGCUUUAUAUGUAUGUCUCCCCCUCUUCUCGUUCUUACACAUGUGUGAUGAUGCUAACUGCAAAGAUCCACGAAUUGGGAGGAAGCCACAAUGACAGGAGGACAGCUGGACGCCAGGAAACAAGGGCCAGAGGAGGGUGUCCCGCAGAGAAAGCGGGGUGUCCUCUGGUAGCCCCAGGAGAUAGGAGAGCAGGUGUCAGGGACAGAAUCAGAGCGUGCACCAGGGCACAGCGCAGAGGUGGCCUGAGCGGGGAGGAACUCUACUGCAAAAGGUCAGGGGACUGUAGGGACAGUGGUUUUGUCUCGACCCAGGGCUUUGCAAGGGGACACAGCUGGUUUGAGAACUGGAGGGGCCAAGUGGAACCCUGGAGCUCACGAAGCCUGGUGAUUAGGCUCCACCCAUCUGGGCUGUCAUGGCCAAUCAGCACUAGGCUUUUCCCACCUGGGCGGUUAUGGCCAGUCAGCGUAAGGCUCUGCCCAUCUGGGCGGUCACAGCCAAUCAGCAUUAGGCUCCGCCUGUCUGAGUCCCCACAGCCAAUCAGCAUUAGGCUCUGCCUGUCUGAGUGCUCACAGCCAAUUAGCAUUAGGCUCUGCCCACGGGGGUGGUCACAGCCAGUCAACUGUUCUGUUCCUACUGAGCCCGGACACAGCCGCAGCACUUAAAGGGAUGCUCGAGGCAAAAGCUUUUCAAUCCCUCCUAGUUGACACUAGAGACAAAACCUACUUGCCAUCUCCCCCCACAACUACCUAUUGAUUAUAUCCACUAAGUGACCAAGAAGAUCAAACUGUCACUCAGUGUCUCAAGUCUCAGGCAAAAAAACUCAUGUCAGGGGCACCUGGGUGGCUCAGUCGUUGGGCGUCUGCCUUCGGCUCGGGUCAUGAUCCUGGGGUCCUGGGAUCGAGCCCUGCAUCAGGCUCCCUGCUCUGCGGGAAGCCUGCUUCUCCCUCUCCCUCUCCCCCUGCUUGUGUUCCCUCUCUCGCUAUCUCCCUGUCAAAUAAAUAAAUAAAAUCUUAAAAAAAAAAAAAAACAAAACUCAUGUCAUAAGCAACUUUUGAAGUAUCCAGGCUGCUCACCACGAUCCACCUGACUGUCCUUCUCACCCAUAGAGGUGCGGUCCCCAGCAACCAAGUUCACCAUGUGUGACCCCCACACAGCCCCACUCUCUCCCCUGCCUGCCUCUUGCCCUAAGCUGGAACAACUGGACCCUCUUUUCUGAGAUUCUGGAACUCGGAAAAUCUAGUUCAGCCAGGGCUGGUCUUUUAAAUAAAGGACGUUUUAAGACCCAGGAGCUGAAGUAGUAAAGGAGGAAGGCGGUCUGCAGAGAGAAGAAUGAAGUGGACCCACAUAAUGAUUCAGAGGCUCUCCAGGGGUGUCUCUGACAAUCAGCCAGCUUUGGGGAUGUUUGUACAGACCACAGACGCCAAAGUAGGGUUUAGAAGCCUAUCUCUUUCCCAGAUUACAGAACCAUUUUUGAGAACUUAGAAGCUCAAUCCAAACAUCGAAAUGUUUUUACAUUGAUCACUUGCCUCCCCUUCUAGGAAUUUCUUUUCUCCUAGCGUGAGAAGGCAACUAUUUAUACUUUUAAUAUGGUUCAGAUAAUGAAAGGAAAACCGAGAGCAAGGAAUGGAAGCUAACACAGGAAAUCUCCGAAGGGAGACUCAGGACACCCAGUACAGAUGCCCACGGGUCUAAAUUCUCGCACCGGCGAAUGUGAGAGCAGCUUGGAGAGGCGGCGGGCAGACCCAUCAGAGGCUGGACAGUUACAGUCCCCUUCUGAGGGGGACACGGGCUUCAGCCAAGUGAGCAUUCCCCUUAACCAAACCCGUGUAGGAGAGGGAAAGCUUGCACAUCAGGAGGAAGUGAGAAUGUGCCAUCUGAACCCACCUGCCACACAUCAGCUGCUGCUAUAAGAGCAGGGGGCACGUGGCCAGACCUUCAAACAGAAGUCAGGACGGACUCGGCAUCAGGAAACCCAUACCCCAGGAAGAACCUGUAAGCGUAAGGAGUGCGGGGCGAUUUUCAGCAGGAGCUCACACCUGGUGAUACACCAGAGGAUUCACACAGGGAGGAGACUUUACGUUGGUGGUGACCGUGGCAAAGAUUUCGGUCAGAGCUCCAAUCUCCUCCACCAUCAGCGGGGAGUCUGCUUCUCCCUCUCCCUCUGUCGCUCCCCCUGCUGUUCUCUCUCUGUGUCAAAUAAAUAAAUACAAUCCUUUAAAAAUAAAUAAACAAAUGC